Molecule: messenger RNA, 5718 nt
Organism: Salmo salar (Atlantic salmon)
Lineage: Eukaryota; Metazoa; Chordata; Actinopteri; Salmoniformes; Salmonidae
Gene: bicral
Product: BICRA like chromatin remodeling complex associated protein
Biological process (GO): positive regulation of DNA-templated transcription
Cellular component (GO): SWI/SNF complex
Source: RefSeq, a predicted model, not a curated record
UCAUAAUGGCCAAGUCUACUGUAAAACAAUUUCCUAUUCAUAGGGGAGAAGAAUUAUGAAAUAUCUGUCAUGAAAGUAAAAAAAAAAAAAAAACUUGAAUGAAUGGUAGAACAUAGUUUUUCAGUAUUUAGAGUUUAGUGACUAUUUGUCCGUUCUAUGUUACUUCGAUGGAAUAUUGCAUCGCUAUCUGUAGAAUGCUCUGAUGUUACUGCCUUCUGCUGGAGCGGCACUACCCGUGCUGUGAUGGCGAGGAAACCCCGUUGACAAGGCACUGCUUUUUCAUGACGGAAAUAAAAGGUGGUGGUUAAUGAAUGAUUCCAUGCUCGCUGUCAGAAAGCUGUGUCAUGGAUGAUGAGGACGAUCGCCGUCUUCUGGAUAUUAUAGGGGAUGUGCAGGCGUUGAAUGACUACCUCCACGGCUCCACCAACAAGUCUAUUGAGGAGGAUGACGUAACGAACGCAGCUUACGGCUCUGCCGGAACCUUCUUUACCAGUAACACUGCUGGCUCUAACUCCGGCCUCAAAGAUGAAGAGUUUGAGGAUUCAGCGGGGGUGGGCCUCCAGCUUUCCAGUAGCCUAUCGUUCAUUGAGGAUGAGCUGGGGGGAGAAGCUUCUCCAGGAGGAAUGGAUCUUGGCGGAGGAGAGGACCAGCCCUUUGACAUCCUGCAGAAGUCUCUCAUGGAGGCAGACAUCACUGAACAGACUCUGGAACAGGAGGCCAUGCUAGACUCCCAACCACCUCCCCCUCCUCUCCCCUCGGCCCCCUCCCCAUUCCCCCCCCAGCUGGUCUCGGGGGGGUACGGCAGCGGGGUCACCACAUCGACAGCAGCGUUUCCCAGUGGUCAGUUCCUCCAGGGCGUGUCCCAGCUGCCUAACGGCCAGGCAGGGGGGCACAUCCAGGUGUUGGGGUCCUUUGGCGGGGGAGGGGUCCAACAGAUCCUCCUCCGGCAGGGUGGUGGGGUAGGGGGGGCGGUGGGGGGAGUAGCAGCAGGGGGGCAGGUGUUUGCUACCCCCUCCCCAGUGGGCCAGGUGAACCAGGUGGGCUUGCCCUUUAAGAACAUCCCCCUGCAGAAUAUCAUCAUCCAGAGAGGACCUGGGGGCGCCCAGGCCCUGGUCAGACCUAUCCAGCCCAAACCCCUUCAAGCUGGGGCUCAGACAGUCUAUAGCCUGGGACUCCAGACCACAACCACCACCAUGGUUAACACCGCGGCCCAGGGACACUACACAGCUAACGGCUCCAUCCUGGUCCACUCUCCCUUGGGGCAGCAGAACCAGGGACAGCAAGGCCAGGCCAACCUGCCCCCAGGGCAGUACCUGGUCCACCACAAUGGCCCCUCAGACCCAUCCCAAUCAACCCUGCUAGCCAAUCAGAACACAGUACAGCUCGUCGCCGGGCAGAACUUCACGGCGACGGCGGGAAGUCAGCUAAUCCAGGUGGGAGGCAGCCAGGUGGGAGUAGGAGGAGCCAUGACCCAAACAUGGCAGAGCUUUCCUGGUACUAACCCUGCCCCCGUCCAGGCGGCAUCAAACCAGGGGCGUCUGACGCUGGUUGGAACGGCGACUGGGGUACGAGGGCAGGUGUCGGGCAGCCCAGUGCAGCGCCUCGUACUGUCUCAGACUCAGAACAGCAGCUCCCUCUCCCCCCUGUCUCUCUCUGGUACUGGUCCUGCCACACAGGAACAGGACUACACACAGGAAAAGCAGGCUCAGACACAGCUCGUCAACCUCCUUGGAAACAAAGCUGUGAAAACAAUGACCUACAUCAGCCAAGACGCCCCGCUAAACACACAGGUCAGCGCUCAGAAGAGGCCGGCCUCUCAGCAGCUCACCAGAGGAGGAAUGAUGCUACAGCAGUUGAGGAUGGAUCAUUCGGGGGUUCUGUCACCUGACAUCGCCCGCUUCACCUCAUUGGAUGACGCACUUAACAGACUCCUCCCCUACCACGUGUUCCAUGGAGCUCCGCCCAACAGGGAAGAGUUUUCCCAAGUGGAUGAUGAGUUUGAGUCAAUGGCGACUCAGGUAUUGAAGAGGACCCAGGUCAUGAUCAACAAAUACAGACGACUGCUGAUGGUGGAGGCUGAGCGCUCUAGUCCCUCCUCAGAGAUGGUGAUGAUUGACAGGACCUUCAACCAAGAGGAGCGCCAGAACCUGACACAAGACAAACGUAUGAUACUGGUGGACCCAGAUGGCUUCUUGGAAGAUUUCUGUUGUGCAGUGAAGCCGUCUCCCCUCUCUCUCCCCUGCCUCCCCUUGGACCCUCUCUCCUCCCCCUCGUCCAGCCACAGCGGUAGACAGACAGGGAGGGGGGCGACCACAGACCCCCCUUACAGGACAGACCCCCAGUCGGGCUAUGGAGACCCGGGGGGAGGUGGGGGAGGAGGGAGAGGAGUAAUAGACUCUUUUAAGAGUAUCAUGGACCUGAGGAGGACUCAACAUAGCAACUAUGGAAACAAAGCUGCCUCUAGCAACAACAGCAACUAUCACCACGGCAAUGUGGUUACUACUGCCACAGCGGCGAUGUCAACAGAGCCGGUACAGACUCAGUACCUGUCUCACCUGUCCUCCUCUCACCCCCAGGCCCCCCUGCCCCUCCCUCCCCCCCUGCCCCUCCCUCCCACCCUGCCCGACACAGACUCGGUUCUAGAGGCAGCUGUGAACAGCAUUCUAGAAUGUUAGACAGACAGAUUUGACAGAUGGACGUGCCACCAUUCUAUCUCCAUCUCUCUCAUCCUCCCAUCCUUUGCCCCGCCGGGUCAUUCUUGGGGCUACACGUUUGUUAUUGUUUAUUUUCUUAUUUUGCUCUCCCAUUGUCAGUCCUUUUCAACCAGCUCUGAGUUAGUCAUAGAAAUAUAAUCUAGAUUAUUUUUCUAUGGUUACAGUACUAUGGUUAAUGUAGGACAGCCAGGGGUCAUGACCUCUGUUACAUCAUGUCCUGUUGGGUGUGAGCCGGAAGAAGAUAUCAACCCCCUGAACCCCAACUUUAGCCACGUGCAAUUAUGCUGAAAGUUUAGGGAGGAGGCAGAUGAUGAUGAUGAUGAUGAUGAUGAUGAUGAUUCUGUGCCUGAGAAAUUCUAUGUUGUCCUUCAAAUGUUUACAUGAAGAAGCCUUGUAAGAAAUGUCCUUUAAUUUUUGCACCUGACAUUACACACCUUCACACACUGAGUAUACCAAACAUUAGGAACACCCUCCUUUUUCUCAUGAUAACAGCCUCAAUUCGUCGGGGAAUGACUCUAUAAGGUGUUGAAAGCGUUCCACAGGGAUGCUGGCCCAUGUUGACUCUAAUGCUUCCUUUUCCCACAGUUGUGUCAAGUUGACUGGAUGUCCUUUGGGUGGUGGAACAUUGUUGAUACACACGGGAAACUGUUGAGCGUGAAAAAUCCAGUAGCAUUGCAGUUGUUGGACAGAAAUCGGUGUGCCUGGCACCUACUACCAUACCUCAUUCAAAGGCACUUACAUUUUUGGUCUUGCCCAUUUUACUUCUGAAUGGCAAACAUACACAAUUCAUGUCUCAAUUGUCUCAAGGCUUAAAAAUACUUCUCCUCCCCUUCAUCUACACUGAUUUGAAGUGGAUUUAACAAGUAACAUAAUUAAGGGAUCAUAGCUUUCACCUGGUCAGUCUUAUGUAAUGGAAAGAGCAGGUGUUCUUAAUGUUUUGUAUACUCAGUGUAUAAUACCAUAGUCAUUUGAUGGAUUUGACAACUAGAAGAAAUAUAUUGUUAUUUUUCUGUUCUAUACUUCAGUUUUCAUAGUCAAGCCAGAGAGACUCACUCACACUCUGAGUGUCUAACUACUAAAGCAGCUUUUGGUUUUCUGUCAGUUUUUGAAAUGUAUCUUAUUUGACAUUUUUCUUAUGUACCUUAAAGGUAUGUGAUGCCCCUCUGCGCGCACACACACACACACACACACACACACACGUUUUGUUCUUCUAUCCUCGUGGGGACCUAAAAUUAAUUUCCAUUCAAAAUCCUAUUUUACCUAACCUUAACCCCUAAACACUUGUUGUGUUCGGUUCAGCACUUAUGACAAAUAAAGUUUGAUUUCAACUAAUAACCCCUAAACCUAAUUCUAACCAUAAUUGUAACCAUAACCCUAAACCUAACCCCUAAGCUUAAAAUAGCCUUUGUCCUCAUGUACCCACUAGGGAGAAUUUUUCCUUUUUUUUUACCAUCCUUGUGGGGACUUUUGGGGAUUUUAGGUCCCCACAAGGAUAGAAAAACCAACCCACACAUCAAGCACACACAUUUUGUUCUAUCUUCAUGGGGACCUAAAAUUAAUUUCCAUUCCAAAUCUUAUUUUUCCUGACCUUAACCUGUAACCCAAACCCUAAAACUAACCCCGUACCCUAACCCUAAUUGUAAGCAUAACCCUAAACCUAACCUCUAAGCUUAAAAUAGCAUUUGUUCUCAUGGGGAUGUGGGAAAUGUCCCCACGAGGGAGAAUUUUCCUUGUUUUACUAUCCUUGUCCCCACAAGUAUAGAAGAACCAAGACACACACACACACACACACACACACACACAAGUGUAUUGGUGUUGGGGGGAGCUAACUCCUCAGAUUGAGGGAGAAAUGUUACGACAUGUUCAUCUUUUUUUAUUUAGAUUAGAUUUAGUUAAUUUUUAGAAAUGAAACAUCACUAUUAUUUGUGUUGUUAGUGAUGUGUGUCCCAGCGACGUCAACACGCAACCAUGGCAAUGUCUUACUGUCAUGUGAUACAAUGACCCUGGAAGGUCAUGGAUUGUAUAUGUAUGUCCACUCUCUGUCUACGUGUGCCGGUGUGUUCGUAUGUUUGUUGUGUGUGUGCGUGUGUUCACUCACCCCGGAUGAAUGUUACUCGUUCCCUAGCACACUUAGUCUCCCCUCCUCCACUCUAUCCUUCUCUCCCUCCCCACAGCUAAGAGAUGAGAGACAAGUGUAUGUAAACUAUGCUUUUAAACUGACUGAAGGAACAGACUGAAGGCCUUAGAAAGAAGGAGAACACGUCUCUGCUUGUUUGUCAGUUUGUCUUGUGUCUGAGUGAGUAAGGGAUUGAAUGGUCGUGUUCUCCUGCUCAAACGUUGCAUACAACAACCAAUGGUUGUGUGCCACGUCAUUGACUGUGCCGUGACGUCGGGCACCAGAUUGCUAGAACAUAUGUGGCACGCCUAUCCAGGCAUUGUAAGGUUUUCAUGUGCCAGCAGUGUCUGAGCAGAGGAACACAAACCACUGGGUGUGGCCUUCUCAGCCCUGGUCCUGAGGACCCCUGUGUCUGCUGGUCGACACUCAAAUGACACACUAUUCCCCAUAUAUUUUUACCCAGAGCCUAUGUGACUCAAAAGUAGUGGACUAUAUGGGAAACGGGAAGUAAUUUCACACAGGAGUGUCUUGAGGGGUUGAGAUACUAGGCUAUGCCCUUUCCGCCAAGGAGAGCAAUACAUUUCUACUUUCUUGACCCGUUUUCACUGUUGACUUUCUUUUGGUCUGUCUCACUAUCUACAUGAUUUGUAUAGGGGUUUUUUGGUAUAAAAAAUGAAAACGUGAAACACAAAAUAUUUAUAAUUUUUUGUAAGGAACACCCCAGAGGAAAAACACGAGAAAAAUGAAGUUCUUUUUUAUUCUGUUGGCUUUGAAGUGUUACAAGAGAAAUUGUUACAAAAUACUGUCAGUUGUUCAUUUCUAGUUUGUGUGUUUACUACAACAGCAAAAAUAGGUCAAUAAUAAAUUCAUUUUGAAUACAAUCAUAAA